AUGUAUGCUACUGAUGCUGGUCCAGGAUCUGUCGCUGUUGCUGACUUCAACAACGAUGCUCGACUUGACAUCGUUACCACUAAUUACAAGAGCGACAGUGUAAGUGUGCUUCUUGGAUAUGGUAAUGGAAGCUUUGCACAUCAAAUAACCUAUUCAACUGGCUCUGAGCCACGUUUUGUAGCUGUUGGCGACUUCAACAAUGACACUCAAAUGGAUAUUGUCGUUGCUAAUCGUGUUAGUAGCACUAUAAGUGUACUUGUUGGAUAUGGUAAUGGCAGCUUUGCAGAUCAAAUAACUUAUCCUGCUGGCACUGAGCCAUGGUCUGUAGCUGUUAGUGACUUUAACAACGACAUUCGACUAGAUAUCGUUGUUGCUAAUUCAGGAAGCAACAAUGUAAGUGUUCUUCUCGGAUAUGGCAAUGGCACUUUUUCAAAUAUAACAACUUAUUCCACUAGUUCUGGUCCACUGUCUGUAGUUGUUAGUGAUCUCAAUAAUGAUACUCGAAUGGAUAUCGUUGUCGCUAAUACAGGGGAACAAAAUGUAGGUGUAAUGCUUCAAGAGACUAUCAUAGGUCUCGGAAAUGCAAAGACGUUUGUAGCUGGUAGUGGUUCCGACUUACGGUGUCUUGCUGUUCGUGAUAUGAAUAACGACAAAAACUUGGAUAUGGUGAUUGCUAAUUACGGCAGUAAAACAAUAGGCAUUCUUCUUGGUAAAGGGGACGGUACUUUUGCAAAUCAAGUGACGUAUUCAACUGACUCGGGUCCGAACUUUGUAGCUGUGGAUGACUUCAACAAUGACACUCAUUUGGAUAUUGCUGUAGCCAAUUAUAAUAGUAAAAGUGUAGGUAUGCUUCUUGGAAAUGACAACGGAACAUUUACGGCACAAACCAGUGUUGGAACUCGUUUUCCUUCUGCUCCCUUUGUUCUUGCAGUUGGUGAUUUGAACAAUGAUGGACGAUCAGAAAUUAUGGUUGCCCACGAUGGUAGUGACGUCGUCCAUAUACUUAUUGCAUAUGACGUCGGAUCGUUAACAAAUCAAAUCACAUAUUCUACCGGCUCUUAUCCAAUCGCUGUAGCUGUUGGUGAUUUCAACAACGACACUCAUAUGGAUAUCGUUGUCGCUAAUCACAAUAGUCAAACUGUAAGUGUGCUUCUCGGAUAUGGCAAUGGCACCUUUAAAAAUCAAACGACCUAUUCCACUGGUUCUGGUCCAAUAUCUAUAGCUGUGGGUGAUUUCAACAACGACACUCAAAUAGAUAUCGUCGUUGCUAAUGAAUACGAUAACAGUGUAAGUCUAUUACUCGGAUAUGGGAACGGUACCUUUGCAAAUCAAAAAAUGUAUGCUACUGAUGCUGGUCCAGGAUCUGCAGCUGUUGCUGACUUCAACAACGAUGCUCGACUUGACAUCGUUACUACUAAUUACAAGAGCGACAGUGUAAGUGUGCUUCUUGGAUAUGGCAAUGGCAGCUUUACAGAUCAAAUUACCUAUGCUGCCGGCGCUGGCCCAACAUCUAUAGCUGUUGAUGAUUUCAAUAAGGAUGGUCGACUGGAUAUCGUUGUCGCUAAUGCAGACAGCAAUAAUGUAGGUAUACUUCUCGGAUAUGGUAAUGGGAGCUUUGCAGAUCAAAAAACCUAUUCCACUGGUUCUGGUCCAAUCUAUGUAGCUGUUGUAACACUAUAA
Rotaria sordida is the source of this 1680-nucleotide messenger RNA. The record is from the annotation of a GenBank genome assembly. NCBI's taxonomy places the organism in Eukaryota, Metazoa, Rotifera, Eurotatoria, Philodinida, Philodinidae.